Messenger RNA from Exaiptasia diaphana, 2059 nucleotides. RefSeq lists its product as uncharacterized. The coding region runs from base 383 to 1402 and encodes 339 amino acids. The transcript has 2 exons. The record is from RefSeq and is a predicted model, not a curated record. Lineage: Eukaryota; Metazoa; Cnidaria; Anthozoa; Actiniaria; Aiptasiidae.
AUUCAGUUCAGUUGUAAGAGGUCACUGAGACAGUACAAGUCUGUGUAGUUCUACUCUACUAAGGCCUCAGCAUAAAAAAACUUUGAAAACAGCUGUUUAUUUAGUUUAACUGAUAAACUUUGCUUGUAAACUUCAGCAAAAAAAAACCAACUGGAUUCAAAGCAGCUGUCCAACAUUGCUAGUCUUAUCAAUUUCAUAUCUGAAGUCGACAAGGUCCAGGUGCAAGUCUUCAAUAGUAGUAAUCAUUUCACACUGAGCCUGACAACAUAUCGGCAAGCAGAACAGUUCUAUAUUGCCGAAAUAUUAGUUCAGUAAAGGAAGAUUCUUGAAACAAAACGUCGUUCAUCUCAAGCGCCCAAGYCCCAACGAAUCGAAGACAAYGAUGAGCAACGUGACYAUUGCAAACCAAUCGUCUGUUUCAAACCAAGCUCCGGCCCCAGAACCUGGUCCUGAUUGGCCAAUAGCAAGGGUAGAAUGGGGUGCGUGCUGGAAGAUUCACUGGGCAGGAAUUGGUGUCGUCUUUGCUCUUUUAGCAAUCCAUUCUCUUAUUGCGAUACUCAUGGCUGAUACGAGUAAGGCUUUAACGAGAAGACUUUUGUUCUAUGCCAUUAAURCCCUCCUAUUCGUAUUCGGGAUGAGUCGAGCCCUGUAUCUGUGGAUUGAUCCUUAUGAAUCAGGCGAACAUGGCUUUAAAUGCGAGUURUGGGYGUCUAAAGCCAUUUUUGGUAUCGCUUUCCCUUGCCUGACGUCUGCUUUUUGCCUGAUUCAUGUCGGAUUUCUGGAAGUUUCUAAAWUGGACCUCGGUUCCAAGAAACUUCAUAGCAUUCCCUUUGUAUCGUCUGUCAUAGUUUUACAUUUCUGUAUAGUUCUUGUCUCGGACAUCACUGUAGCGCUGAGGGCAGAUAUGAAAGCACUUUUGAUAGUGUGUCAAUCGUUCUUUAUCGUCUGGGGUUUCCUUAACUCAAUCGCCUUCUUGUACAGCGGUGGUCGAUUUCUUCGCGACGCUAGACAAACUAGAAAGGUACUAAGAGAAAUCACUAACACUGCAAACCAAGAAUCACGCUCGUGCAACUUGUCUAAGGUUGCAAAGAUAACUCUAGUUACAACAGUAUUCGGGUUUCUUAUUAGUGGUAUUCAGGUGUAUUCUAUGGCUGGAGUCUAUGGGAUGUAUUCCCAGAUAGUUAACCCUUCACCUUGGCCUUGGUUUGUCUAUCAGACAGGUUUUCGACUAGUGGAGAUCGUUAUGGGAUGUUGCUUGGCGUAUACUGUUACCCAGCCAUCACAAAUUCAUCAGCCCAGUUUAGUAUGGAGGGUAUUAUGUUGGAAGAGAACACGCGUUGUAAGYCUGAAGUCGACAACUAGACGAAUAGAGGUGGCCUCUUCAAAACUUUCAAAACUCUAACGAACUUGUCUUUGUAAUACCUAGAGAGAGCUUCGUCAAGACAGCUUGUGUUUGUUCUAGCUUUGUAAUAGUGGGGAUACAUGACUUUAAGCUCUCACUCUCGAACAGCCGGGAACUGCUCGAAAAAAAAGAGAAUACGCACUUAUCUUUGUCUUUUAUUAUCUUCAGAAAAAAAACUAUGGUACUUAWAACUUUUUGCAAAGCAUGAAAUCAGAUAGAUUAAAUCAAGAUAUAUCUAUGAAAGUGUUUCUAGCGGCCUCCUUUAUAAAUACAAGAUGGCGGCYACAUCCAUGUACAUAUGCCUAGACCUAAGAUUCAUUAGUUCCUAYAAUUCAUAUACUAACAUAAACAUAGCUGAACUGGAUUUAAUAAAAUGUCCGAGUCAAAGCGUUAAAUUAUUUGUGAAUAAAAGUUGUUGUUGUUGUUGUUUUGUUUUUUGUUUUUUUGGUCUGUUUAGUUUGCAGAUGCAAAAUAGAGAAUCAGAACCAGGACCUGACUACUACUCAUAACUCUGAUUAUACUGGAACAGGCCAUGAGUCACAAAUAUCAUGGCCAUGACAAACUUGAUUAAAUAGAUAAAAAAGAUCACAAUCUGAAAGACUUGAAGAAGAUUAUGAUUAGAAAUGAAAAAAAAUAAUUAGAAAAAAUCUGAAAAAG